Molecule: messenger RNA, 2136 nt
Organism: Ilex paraguariensis (yerba mate)
Lineage: Eukaryota; Viridiplantae; Streptophyta; Magnoliopsida; Aquifoliales; Aquifoliaceae
Source: the annotation of a GenBank genome assembly
AUGGCUCCCAUGAACAACUGGUUGGGUUUCUCCCUUUCCCCUCAAGAACUCCCAUCACAGUCUCAAAAUCAUUCGCAAACUUCGGUUUCUCGUCUUGGUUUCAACUCAGAUGAAAUCUCUGGAAAUGAAGUCUCCAAUGAUUGCUUUGACCUCACUUCUGCCUCUACCGUUCCUUCUCUAAACCUUCCACCCCCUUUUGGAAUACUAGAAGACUUCGACAGGAGCAAUCAAUCACAAGCUUGGAAUAUGAAAGAUAUGGGCUUGAACACUGAUACUAACUACAAGACCACCUCAGAGAUAUCUAUUCUACUGGGUAGUUCAUGCAACAGUCAAACCCAUGAAACCCAAGAGCCAAAGCUCGAAAACUUCCUCGGUGUGGGUGCACACUCUUUUUCUGAUAACAAACGGAAACUUCCAGGACGCAACACAGCCGGUUCAGCUUGUGACGGAAACGGAGAGUACUUGUAUCCCAGUUGUUCAUUGCAGCUUCCAUUGGAACCGGCGGAGGCCACAGCUGGUGACUUCCGAGCAAGUUGUAAUGGUGGUGGUGACAUCACUGGCAACACCAUUGGCAUAUCUAUGAUAAAAAACUGGUUGAGGAAUAACCCAAACCCGACGGAGAACAAGAACAACGGGAACGCAGUUACGGAGACUAAUGGCCAGACUUUAUCACUUUCGAUGAGCACUGGGUCACAAUCGAGCUCUCCCUUACCGAUUUGGACAGGAAGUGCUGGUGCUAGCGGAGGAGAGAGUUCUACUUCGGAGAAUAAACAGCAGAAUGUGACGGCUCUGGACAUUCAAAGUGGUGCAAUAGAGACAGUGCCUCGGAAGUCUAUUGACACUUUUGGACAGAGAACUUCUAUCUAUCGUGGUGUUACAAGACAUAGAUGGACAGGUAGAUAUGAGGCACAUCUGUGGGAUAACAGCUGUAGAAGAGAAGGACAAACUCGUAAAGGAAGGCAAGGAGGUUAUGACAAGGAAGAAAAGGCAGCCAGAGCUUAUGAUUUAGCAGCACUGAAGUACUGGGGUACUACUACCACUACAAAUUUCCCUAUUAGCAACUAUGAGAAAGAGUUGGAAGACAUGAAGCACAUGACAAGACAGGAGUAUGUUGCAUCUCUACGAAGGAAAAGUAGCGGAUUCUCUCGCGGUGCAUCCAUUUAUCGAGGAGUGACAAGGCACCAUCAGCAUGGAAGAUGGCAAGCAAGGAUUGGAAGAGUUGCUGGCAACAAGGAUCUUUACUUGGGAACUUUCAGCACACAGGAGGAAGCAGCAGAGGCCUAUGACAUUGCGGCCAUUAAAUUCAGGGGAUUGAAUGCCGUUACUAACUUUGAGAUCAACCGAUAUGAUGUUAAAAGCAUACUUGAGAGCAGCACUUUGCCCAUUGGGGGAGCCGCUAAGCGUCUCAAGGAUGCCGAGCAGGCUGAAAUGACACUGGAUACGCAGGGAACUGAUGAAGGCAACAUCAGUUCACAUCUAACAGAUGGAAAUAACUACAUCUCACACUGUGGCUGGCCUACCAUUGCAUUCCAACAAGCACAGCCAUUUAGCAUGCACUAUCCAUAUGGUCAGCAAAGGGUAUGGUGUAAGCAAGAACAGGACUCUGACGCCACCUACAGCUUUCAAGAUCUUCAUCAACUUCAAUUGGGGAACUCACACAAUUUCUUCCAGCCUUCUGUUAUGCACAAUCUCAUGAAUUUGGACUCCACUUCAAUGGAGCAUAGCUCUGGCUCUAACUCUGUUAUUUAUAACAAUGGAGUCAGCGAUGGUAGUAGUGGAAGUGGAAAUGCUGCAUUUCAAGGGGUCGGGUUUGGAAACAAUGGGGGAUUUGUAAUGCCGGUGGGUACAAUUGUUGCUCAAGAAGGCAACCAAAGUCAUGGAAAUGGUUUUGGACAAAAUGAGGUGAAGCCUGUUGGCUAUGAAAACUUCUACGGAUCAAUGGAUUCUUAUCACGCAAGGAACUUGUAUUAUCUCUCCCAGCAAUCAUCAGCAGGUACGAUGAAGGCUAGCAUUUAUGAUCAGGGCUCGACUUGUAAUGAUUGGGUGCCUACUGCAGUACCAACUUUUGCACCAAGGACUAACAAUAUGGCAGUUUGUCAUGCAGCUCCAACUUUCGGUGUGUUUAAUGAUACAUAA